GACUCAUGCGCUGCAUGUUUGCAUACAUAUCAAAAGCUGCAAGGUUUCUAAGGCUCAUUUUACCGGGUUACGGCGGGGUUCUCUCGGUUGGUUUUCGGCAUUCUCUCCCCUCCGGAGCACAUGGCAAAGUGCUCUCAGCUGGUCUCGGGAGCCUUGAUAGAUAGAGUAGUUGGCGCGGCGCUGUUCUGCUCUUCUUUAAUGGUCUAUCCGUUUUGUGUCUCAAGUACACACAGCAAACCAGUUCGGGGGGUUGGGGGGUUGUUCUUGGAAUGGUCCCCCUUUUUCUUUUCUAUAUUCCCUCUUUCAGCUUUUUGCUGGUUUAUUUUCCUUUGGGCAAUUGAAUUGGCAAAGAGAGAGCUGUGGUAAUGAGAGAAGCAGCAUAGACAAAUUUAUUCUGUCUACCGUUAGAGGAACUUACUCGCCGUCUCAUCAAUG
Phialemonium atrogriseum is the source of this 435-nucleotide messenger RNA. RefSeq lists its product as uncharacterized. Lineage: Eukaryota; Fungi; Ascomycota; Sordariomycetes; Cephalothecales; Cephalothecaceae. Bases 121 to 366 code for a protein of 81 amino acids. The transcript has a single exon. The record is from RefSeq and is a predicted model, not a curated record.